Molecule: messenger RNA, 2001 nt
Organism: Lizanozyma spartinae
Lineage: Eukaryota; Fungi; Ascomycota; Pichiomycetes; Serinales; Debaryomycetaceae
Product: phosphatidylinositol-3-phosphatase
Exons: 2
Coding region: 1-2001 (666 amino acids)
Biological process (GO): dephosphorylation
Molecular function (GO): phosphatase activity
Source: RefSeq, a predicted model, not a curated record
AUGGAAAAAAUGCACAAGAGCAGGGGAUCUUCAUGUUAUACUAGAGACCAUGAAACCGGUAUAGAUUUCUAUGCCGUCUCUCAUAUACGUCUUCAAUGUAAGGACUUUACUUACUAUUCGUUUGACUUUAAGAAUGACGCAGUAUGCACGGAAGUAUUCAACAAACUUAGUUCCUUGAUUUCGGUGCCCAAAGUGAACAAAAACAUCCAACUUUUCUAUGCAUUUGCGUAUAAACGCAAUGUACUCGAAGAGAAGUUGCCUAACUCCGGUUGGAAUCAUUACAAUCCACUUAUGGAGUACCAACGUCAAGGUUUGAUCAAUGACUAUUGGAGAGCUUCCUCAGUGAAUGAAGACUACAAGUUUUGUCCCUCGUAUCCCAAAGUAUUUAUUGUUCCGUCAAGUAUAUCCGAUAGUGUUUUAAAGCAUGCCGGUAAGUUCCGUUCCAAAAUGAGAAUCCCGGUGAUAGUGUAUAAGCAUAGACUGGGAGGGAAGAACGGGAAUGUUAUUGCCAGAUGUGCCCAACCUUUGGUGGGUCUUAACUUACAGAAUCGUUCUUUGCAAGAUGAAAGGUUAAUUUUGGAAAUAUUCAAAACCCAAGAGUCAGAAAGAGCCACAGUAUAUUAUGAACAAGAUCUGGUUGUACUUAACAACGAACAACCACAGAAAAACCUAAUAGUGGAUUUAAGACCCCUUACUAAUGCAAUGGCUCAACAUGCGUUAGGUGCUGGAACAGAAAAUAUCGAUAAUUAUAGAGGUGGUAAUGACCAUACUACGAAUAACAGCACACAACCAAAUGCUUCAGGUGCCACAGGGGGAUCGAAAGGAUCUGAAUCAUCCCAAAGUAGACGAAAUGUGGAUAAGAUAUUCUGCAAUCUUGAUAAUAUUCAUGUGAUGAGGGACUCUUUGAAUAAGCUUUCUGCAAUCUUAAACGACAUCGAUAAAUAUCCACAACAACUUUUAACCACUACUACAGAUACAGAUGAUACAAGCAACGGGUUAAACCCCCCAAAACUUGCAGAGUUUCAACAAGCAUUAACCAAAACUCAGUGGUUGAACAGACUUUCACUUAUACUUCAAUCUGUUGAUCGUAUCACUAAGUCGGUUCAUCUCAAUAACACCAAUGUGGUUAUUCAUUGUUCAGAUGGAUGGGAUAGAACGUCUCAAGUGUCUGCUUUGCUGCAGCUUUGUCUUGACCCAUAUUAUAGAACCAUUGAUGGAUUUAUCACUCUCAUAGAGAAGGAAUGGAUAAGUUUUGGGUUUAAAUUCAACACAAGAAGUGAUCAUGGAGGUUGUAUUGGUGCAUAUUUAGAAGUUCCACAACAACAAACUCCAACAUAUUCAAAUACCAAUACAGGUGUGUCUUCUUCUCCUCCCCCAGGAUAUGAAAAUACAGCAAUUGGUGAUACAGAAGACUACUCUACACCAAGACAGGCAGUUACUUCGUUUCUCCAGAGAGCAGCAUACCACAUUAAGAAUACCGCCAGUAGCAGCAUGAAUGGUUCACAUACACCCGGAAUGCCACAGUCAACUAAUAGAAUAAAUGAAAAUGGCUCCAAUACCAAUGGUGGAUCAUCUCAGAAACCACCCAACACUAUCAUUUACGGUGGGAGCAAUGAACGGUCUCCCAUAUUCCAUCAAUUUUUGGACUGUGUGUUUCAAAUUGUACGCCAACACACCAACCAGUUUGAGUUCAAUACCAGACUUUUGAAGAGACUCUUUUACCAUUACUACUCAUGUCAAUAUGGAUCAUUCUUAUGUGACAGCGAGCUUGAGCUAUUAAACAAUGGACUACAAGAUAAAACGGUAUCGGUAUGGGAUUAUUUCAAGUCUCGACCUCCAGAAUUCACCAAUCCGGGGUAUAACCCAGUUGAGAAUGAGGUGCUCUUCUUUAACUUUAUGGAUGUAAGAUGGUGGUAUGAACUCUACGGCCGAACGGAUGAAGAGAUGAAUGGACUUUCCAAAUCUCUAGAGAAGAAGUUUGCCGAAAUGAAUGUUAAAUGA